AUAAAAGCUAGAGCCUAGACGGCCAGAACCUUCCAAAUUAUUUUAAUGUGUGUGUGUGUAUAAACCCAUUUGUAAAGAAAGGUGAAAGCUCAUACUGAGAGAGGAAAUUCCAUCAAUAUUUUUGUAAUGGCAAUCAGAGAGUUCCAUGAACCAGAGCCCAACCACAAUAAUGGGCAUGUGGCAGCCAUCUUUGGGGUAACCGGGGUUGUGGGGAGGGAGCUGGCAAGAAGGCUCACAUCAAAAUCUGAAUGGAAAAAGGUUUAUGGAAUUGCCCGGAAUCCUCCUCAUCUUGAUCAUAUCAAUCCCAUAAACCAAUCCAACUUCCACUUCAUCCAAUGUGAUCUGGAGAACCCUUUUGAAACCCACCAAAGGCUUUCCUUGCUAAGGGACGUGACUCACAUUUUUUGGGUCACUUGGGCUAGCCAAUAUCGAUACGACAGCCGAGAAAGCUGCGAGCAGAACAAAGCCAUGAUGGUUAAUGCCCUCAACACUCUUCUUCCCAAGGCCAACUUCUUGAAGCACUUUUCUCUGCAAACAGGCUUGAAGCACUAUAUAUCUUUUCAAGGACCUUUUCAUGAGGAGUCCGGAGUUAGAAUUUACAGUGAGGAAAGCCCCAGAAUGAGGUCUGACAACGGCAAUUUUUACUAUGAGCUUGAGGAUUUACUCAAGGAGAGGCUAAGAAACAAAGUGGCUUGGACCAUACAAAGGCCUGGCUUGAUUACAGGUAGUUCUACAAGGAGUUUUUACAAUGUUAUGGGUUGUUUAGGGGUUUAUGGUACAAUUUGUAGGCAUUUAAAUCUACCCUUUGUGUUUGGUGGGACAAAGAAGUGUUGGGAAGAGUUCGUCCUUGAUGGCUCGGAUGCUAGGCUCGUAAGUGAGCAACAUAUUUGGGCUGCAACCAAUGAAGAUGUGUAUGAUUCCACUAAUGGGCAAGCUUUUAAUUGUUUAAAUGGUCCUAGUUUUACAUGGAAGGAGAUUUGGCCAAGUGUAGGGAAAAAUUUUGGAGCUCAAAUACAGCCAAAGGACAUGUUAUUCUCUGAUGAGUUUUAUUAUACCAAAGCCAUGGCUGAUAAAGGGAAAGUUUGGGAAGAGAUUGUUGAGAAGGAAGGACUGGUUCGAACGAAGAUGGAGGAUUUGGCCAAUUGGGAAUUCUUGGAUACUUUGUUUCGUUGCCCAUUUAAAAUGUUGGGAACAAGAGAUAAGGUUGAUCGUUUUGGUUUUAGUCAGAGAUACAAGGCUUUGGAUUCAAUCUUGUAUUGGUUGGAGUCCAUGAGAGAUGAUAAGAUAAUCCCUUGAGAAUGAAGGUAGAAAUUUUUUGACUUUUUGUUGAAUAAUAAUGUAAUUGAUGUGGGAGAAUGUGGAGCUACAUCCACCCACACGAACUAGUUCUCUGGAAAAAUUAGUAAGAGACUAUAUUAUAGAGCUAGAGUUUGUCAUUUACAUGUUUGUUAAACACUGCCUUAGUAAUAGUAGUACUAGUAAUAGUCGUUGUUCCUUCUUGUCUCAAGAUCGAUCUUAGUUACAGAUGUUAACAGCUAAUAAAAUAUUAUGCAUAUUCCUAUUCCUUGA
This is a messenger RNA of Humulus lupulus (European hop), 1569 nucleotides long. RefSeq names its product (S)-8-oxocitronellyl enol synthase CYC2. The coding region runs from base 127 to 1296 and encodes 389 amino acids. NCBI's taxonomy places the organism in Eukaryota, Viridiplantae, Streptophyta, Magnoliopsida, Rosales, Cannabaceae. The record is from RefSeq and is a predicted model, not a curated record. The transcript has a single exon.